AUGAGCCCAAACCUCGUAGCCUCUAAUCCGUUCCAUUAUUUUUGUAUCAUUGUCUUUCCUUUCCUCGUGUUGGUAAUUUUCCUUGUCAAAUGGCUCCUCGCUUCGCCCCCAACUGCAAACAAAAGCCCACCACCUUCACCACCAAAGCUCCCAAUCCUCGGAAACCUCCACCAACUGGGCUGCCACCUACACCGUUCUUUAAGGUCAAUAGCUCAACUCUAUGGUCAUGAUUUCAUGCUUCUGCAUUUUGGUAGCGUCUCUGUAAUAAUCGUCUCCUCUACAGAUGCAGCCACUGAGAUCAAGAAAGCACAUGAUGUUAUCUCCUCUGAUAGACCCCAAAUAGGCGCUGCUAAGAAACUUCUUUAUAAUGAUAUGUCGACUUCUUAUGGGGAUCUGAUAUGGGGUGGAAUUCGGUGGGAUAAGGCACAUCGACGUCGAAAUAGUUCCAGGGGUUUCGUUCAAUCAAAAAAACGCGUGAUGGCUCUCAUACCUGGCCUGUAG
This is a messenger RNA of Durio zibethinus, 501 nucleotides long. Lineage: Eukaryota; Viridiplantae; Streptophyta; Magnoliopsida; Malvales; Malvaceae. The record is from RefSeq and is a predicted model, not a curated record.